Pseudomassariella vexata is the source of this 1579-nucleotide messenger RNA. RefSeq lists its product as uncharacterized. The transcript is spliced from 2 exons. NCBI's taxonomy places the organism in Eukaryota, Fungi, Ascomycota, Sordariomycetes, Amphisphaeriales, Pseudomassariaceae. The coding region runs from base 384 to 1397 and encodes 337 amino acids. The record is from RefSeq and is a predicted model, not a curated record. Gene Ontology annotation, molecular function: FMN binding.
UGUCAGUGGUAAUAUCGCCAGAGGCGGCGUCCGGCUGGCCGCUACCGAGUUGGCGGCCAAGGUCAAGACGUGUUUGAGAUGCUGAAACAAGCUGCACUUAUGUGUCCCGAGUAGUCAUGGAGUCCAUCGCCCCAAUCUGAUUGUACCCCCGAAGAACCUUAUAGCGUAUGCGUAUGGUCGGUAGAUCAAUUGGGGCGAUGGUCAUGUUAUCCGACCCCUCGGUGGGGCGUAACCAUUCCACGUGGUAUACACGGCUCCUAGAUUGAUUCACUUGCUCUAGCUUUCAGAAGCUGAAUAAGUCCUGGCAAAUAACCUGCUUGCCUGUUGAUUUGUCACGGCGAGAUUAAAACCAAAUUAUCUUCACAUCAAAGGCAGUUCUGCAAAUGCCAUUCAAACCCUCCUCUUCCAUCAUUUCAAGAACCGUCGUCUCAUCACCCCGCAUCGUCACUCAUACCCCGCAACACCUCCGUCGUCAUCGCGUAGCCUCCAAGCUUCAAGCUACUACAAUGUCCGUAUCAACACAACAAGAAGCGGCAUACAAGCGCAACCCGCACCCCGACUUCAAGAAUGUCGAGGCCUCACGGCCGGACUGGGACGCGGGAGCAUCCUUCCACUACACGAAAACCGCCGACCCGAACUGGAAAUACGGCGAUGGCGCCAACGCACUUGACCGGUCUUCAGCCGAGAAGAAACACAUCACCAUCGACCCCUACGAGCCAGGCCGACCAGCGCCCUUCAACUACAAACUUCUAAUUAGCAGCAUCGUCCCUCGCCCCAUAGGCUUCGUCUCCACCCGCUCAGCUGACGGUAAACAGACGAAUCUCGCGCCGUUCAGCUACUUCAACAUGGUGAACCACGACCCGCCUUUGUUCGUCGUCGGUGUAGCGGCCUCCCUCGAAAAGCCCAAAGACACGCUCAAGAACCUCGUCGAGAGCAAAGAGUGCGUCGUCAACAUCAUCAGCGAGAGCUUCAUCGAAGCCGCCAACGCGACAAGCGUCGACGCCCCCUACGACGCUUCCGAGUGGGACAUCAGCGGCCUGACGCCCGUAUACGACUGUAAGGACGUGGCGGCUGCGCGCGUGGGCGAGGCCGUUUUUAGCGUCGAGUGCAAGCUGGAGAGUUGUCGCGAGUUUGAGAGUCGAGCCACGCCGGGGAAGAAGACGGGGUGUUUGGUUGUGCUGGAGGGUACGCGGUUCUGGGUCCGCGAGGAUGCUAUCAAUGACCAAAAGAAUCUGGUGGCGCCUGAGGUAUUGAGGCCGAUGAGCAGGCUCGGGGGUAUCACUUAUGGCAGGUUGACGGAGGCGCUGGAGAUUUCAAGGCCGGUGUUUGAGAAGGACGUUGGUGGGAUGGAGGGGUAUGAAGAACUGAAGAAAGACAAGUCAUAUAGUGCUGCAUAAAUCUGCGUGCGUUGCUUGUACACCAGGCAAUAGACAGAGCUGUAGACAAGAGUGUUCUGAAGUGAUUUAUAAAGCUAUACAAGAAUCCGAGUCUUUAGAUCUGCGCUGCUCUUAGUUAAGACAAGGCUGUGAAGCCUGGGUCUGUCUUCUCAAAUCAUCUCAAAUAUGACGCCAGCCAAUAU